Molecule: messenger RNA, 3806 nt
Organism: Pararge aegeria (speckled wood butterfly)
Lineage: Eukaryota; Metazoa; Arthropoda; Insecta; Lepidoptera; Nymphalidae
Gene: ebo
Product: exportin-6
Exons: 21
Coding region: 133-3255 (1040 amino acids)
Biological process (GO): protein export from nucleus
Molecular function (GO): small GTPase binding; nuclear export signal receptor activity
Source: RefSeq, a predicted model, not a curated record
AAAUUACUUUAUUUAUGUUUACUGUAUGUAGCAUACUUAUUUAAUUUACAUUAAAUUAUUAAACGCUACUACAAUAAAAGUUUAGUUUAUGCCAUUAUGUAAAUUUGUCUAAAAGUGAAGAACUUUACAGACAUGUCUGAAUUCGAGAUUAACGAGGCGUUGGCCUCGUUAGAGAUGCUAAUGUCGGAGUUUUUUGCUCCAACAACAAAUAAUUUUAGAAAAAGGGAAAUUGAAAAUAUGCUUGAGAAUUUUUCAAACCAUCGCGACUCAUGGAAGCAUUGUUUGUUAUUCCUACAAAAAACUCAGAAUCAAUAUGUCUUAAUGUUUAUACUCACAACACUAGAAAAAAUAAUAAAUCGGCAAUGGCUCAGUCUAUCAGAUAGUGAAAGAACAGAAAUCAGGUUGAAUUUGAUGAAUGAACUGAUGACUAAACAUGAAACAAUGUUGUAUUUUAUUCGAAACAAAUUAGCUGCACUUCUUGUCUCCAUUGCCCGCUAUGAUUGGCCACAUUUGUAUCCUGACUUUUUCAGUAAUAUAGUUGAGUUACUGAAAUGUGAGGGUCACCAGUGCAUAGUUGGGUUGGUUUUAGCUCAAGCAGCCAGUGAAGAGUUGGGCGCAGCUCGUGACACGGGUGUAUUACUCCUGUCUACAAGGCGGAGUCAACUAGAAAGACUUAUGCUGAAAGGCAUGCCGCAAAUGCUAUCGGCACUUAGUGCCAUAUUGGAGCGGAAUGCUCAAAAGGAAGGCCAGUCAAAUCCCCCUCCAUCUCCUACCAGUGGAUUGCCGCAAACAUCAGCAUUGCCUGAUUUACUGGCUAAUGCGCAUGAUGUACAUUCAGCAGAUAAAGCACUUAAUAUGGAAAUUGUUGUGAAGUGCCUUACUACACUCCAGCACUUGUUUCUGUGGUUGCCACUUUCGUCACACGUCCCACCCUCACUUGUCACCACUGUAUUUUACUGGGGUAGUGUUGCUACACAAUCACAGAGCGUGGAGGCAGCGCUUGCGGGCUUGGGCGGCGUUUGCGAGCUGUUAUACCGGCGGUACGCGCCGCCGUCCUCGGCCGCUACGGCCUUGCGUCUGCACCACUGCGCAUUGCGCCUACUGCGGUACCUCACCCAGCAUACGCAUCACAUGCAUCGUGCACACGUUGAUUACCUAAAUAAGCUGUCAGAGUUCCUAAAGUUGUUUGUGUCCCUGCAUUUUAAGAGGCUAGAGGCUGAACCCGAGUUUGAUGCUAUAGACUUCUUGUCAUACUUAUUCCAGUACACAUUCCAGGUGCCAACAUGUUCUACAUUUAUAAGUUGCUUGGACGUAUGGAUACAAUUUAUCGACGUGUUAAAGCCUGAAGACACUCCCAAGUAUUGGGAAGCCCUACAGGCGCUGGUGAAUGGUGUGUUGAACAAAAUACAGUUUCAACACAACAAAGCUCAGUUACAGCAUCUUGACAACGACAUGUGUGACGAUGAUGGAGAAACGGAAUGGCAAAAAUUCCUUAAACACUGUAUAGAAUGCAUCGCACGGGUUGCGGAUUUGGCGCCUCUAGACGUAUUUACUGCAGUGAUGGAACGCUGGCAGUGCCUGGCCGGCGUACACGCGCGCGCAUCCGGUCGUGGUGGGGCCGUGGUAGAGGCGGAAGCGGAUCGCUUGCUUGCCGCGCUUCUGGACUUGGCCACUUUGACGCGCGUACUUGGUCGGCUAGCACCCUCCUUGCUUGCUGAGCCCGAGCACAGCACGGGCGGCACAGGGUCCGUGGCGGGUGCGGGCACCACAAACCGCGGCUGUUCGGCUGGUGCAGCGCUAAUCGAGCGUUGUGCGAGCGCACUUGCGGGUGCGGCGUUAACGCGCCCGCAUCGCUCGCACCCAUCUGCGCUGGCUCGGGCCCACGUUAUCUUGCAUGCAGAAAUGUUCGCGUGUAUGGGCGCUUGGUGCUGCUACGCGAGUGACUGCAACGUGCCCCUACACACUAUGGAGAGUCUGUUCAGUUCAGCGUUGCCCUUCCUUGUGCCGCAUGAUGUUCCGGAGCCACCUUUACUGUGUCACGCGGCAGCGCACUUACUUCUCAGCUUAUCGAAGAAUGUCAAAUUUACUAACGACCUGAUGGUUAUGCUAGGCGACUUGUACAAUCACGCUCAGCGCUCCUUGCACUAUUUGGAACCAAAGACGGGCGGCGUCGUGCGAGAGGCACUCGUGUCGUUGGCACUAGCGCGCGGUGCGAGUUUGGCAGGCGGAAUAGGCGGCGGUCAAGACGCCGCACGUGCACUUCUAGCGGCAUGGUCGGCGGCACUUCCGGCAGCGGGGCCCGCCGCAGCACUACCGCCUCUCACCGCACUGCUACAUGCGUUUGCCGCUGCACCCACUGCCGCUAAAAAGAUAAUAGCAGAAGGCAUAUGUAGCGCGGCAGAGAGCGCUUUGCGUAUGCUGUGUGAACCGGCGUGCACCGCAGAGACCGAAAUUACUGACUUCUUCUUGGCUCUCUUCACAGCACUGCUGCCACAGCUCGGAAACUUCGCCUAUACUGCUAUUGAUGUUUUCCUAGAGGUAGCACAAAGAGGAUCGGGCGACGGCUCGGGCAGUUUGGAGCGGCUGGUAGAGUGCGUGCGGUUGGGCGUGGAGGCAGGCGGUGGGGGCGUGCGGGUACACGCGGUGUUGGAACUACUGCACUCGCACGUGUUGCCGCGCGCGGAUCCCGCUACACCCACGCUCGCACGCGCUGCUCAUCGCCUACUCGCAAGCGUUCUAGUGCACCGUUGGCGAUACUUCUUUCCGCACAAGUGUGAAGGCGAGGAGGCUCUGCGCCGCACGGCGGAACUCCGCGGCGCAUUGACGGCGCUCGGCCGGGCGCUUCUGCAGCCAGACAUUGAGUUGCUACGUAUCAACCUCAACACACUCGACACACUCAAUACCAAAUGGAAAUUAUAUCACAAGGCGAUUUUCCGUAGCGAGUUCAUGGGAUCGGUGCUAACGGUGCUAUUAUCGGGGCUGACUGAAGGCGGCGCCCGGGCGUUAUUACUCGACGAAGCGCUAGCGGCCGUUCACGCGAUGGCGGCCGUAGACUUUGUGGCCUUCCGACGCGCUUUCCUGCCGCAUUUCAUACAAACGUUGCCUGGUUUGGAGCCGCAUCACGUUCGUUUGCUCGCGGACUUCCCUCCAGAUACGGAUCUUCCAACGUUUACACAGAACAUCCAGCGGUUGAUGAAUGACGUGAACUGUUACCGCACAUAUCAAUCCCUUGCGUGCAACACUAUGGGUUCCUAGUAUUUAAUAUAAGUGAAUCCAGAAGUACGCCGGUGCUGUGAUUUUAAGUCACCAUAUAGAAUAGUUGUAUGAUCAUUCAUGAUAUGCGCCAGGACAGUUCAUUGAAGUUGGUUGUUGAUGACGUGUUCCGUUAUUGGCGUGUAAGAAGUCUUGUUUUUUCUAAAAUAGUUAUUGCAAAAUCCCAAACUAUCCUCUAAACAUAUUAUCUCUUGUGGAGAUUUUUGUAAAGCAUAGCACUCUCAGAGUCACUCUGCGAGCAAAGGAAGGAGCUAAACUAGGAGUAUCUCAACGUGAUCAAAUCAGAAAUGAGGAGAUCAGAUAUAGCUUAACGAGUCGCGAAGCAGAAGUGGCUCUAAGAAAGCUUAGAGAACCAAAGGACAUCGGGGUUCCAAGGAGCUGGAUAACGACCACGCACCGUUAAACGCAGCGUUGUUACGACGAGGUAGACAGAUGCCAUCGAACGAGUCACAGGGUGCACUUGGACCCAAGCGGCACAAAACCUAUCUGUGGUGGUAUUUGAAACUACAAAAGACUUAUGAUGAUAACCCUCA